AAUCUUACUUUCUUAUUAGUCACCAACUUCUAAAUGCCAGUCAAACAGAUCAAGACAUAUAUCUGUUGUCGGGAUACGGAUGUCCUUGACCAACUCACCAUCCUCCUGAUAUGACGUGGUCACGUGGUGUUUCUGUUUCGGAACCAGUGUUUCAGUGUGCAGGGAGGAUGCAAUUGAGGAUGUCGUGGUGGUUGAUGGUGUUGUGUGGCGGGGCAGCUUUGGUCGUUGUUGGAGCAACCGUUUGUACAGACAGACCGGUCAUUGGGGUGAUUACCCAGGCCGCCAGCAGCAAGCGACAUGGAGACACCCUUAUAUCAGCCAACUAUGUCAAGUACUUAGAACAGUCUGGGGCGAGGGUCGUGCCCAUCCGUGUGCGAGAAACCCCACAGUACUAUGAACAGCUCUUCUCCAAGAUCAAUGGGGUUCUGUUUCCUGGGGGCCAUGGUGGCAUCCGCACCAGUGACUACUCCAAGGCUGCCAGAAUCAUCUAUGACUUGGCUGUUAAGGCCAACUCGGAGGGCGAGGUGUUCCCCCUGUGGGGCACGUGUGAGGGGUUCCAGUUGCUGACGUACCUGAGUACAGGCCACGAUUACCUGCACUCGUCAGUGGCCUACAACGUCAGCCUACCCCUCAUCCUACACCCAGGUUACAACACAAGCAGGCUGUUUGGAGGACUGACAUCCCAGCUGGCCGCCAUCCUUUCCAGCGAGAAUGUCACGCCGAACUUUCAUCACUACGGCGUGUCGCUCCAGACAUAUAACAAGUCGGCGUCGCUAAGACACUUCUUCCGGGUUUUGUCCACAAACCGGGACACAAAGGGGCAGUUGUUUAUAUCGACAGCUGAAGCCUAUCACUAUCCGUUCUACGGCACACAAUGGCACCCCGAGAAGAUCAGUUUUGAUUGGAACCCCCGUCGUGAUGUCAACCAUGGAGCUAACGCCGUCCUGGUGUCACAGUACUUAGCCAACUUCUUCGUCAAUGAGGCCAGAAGAAGCUGCCACAAGUUCCCCAGUGACAGAGACGCGGGUCAGAUUCUCAUUGAGAAUUCCUUCAUGAACUACUGGGAUGACGGUUCCUUCCAGCAGAUCUACUACUUCAACUACACCAUACACACUGGGGACAACCACUUGGUCGGCUAGCCUCACCUCGACUACAGACAUUCUGGUCGGCUUCCUAUUCGUAGGGGAGCAACUUGACCUGGAGAAAUAAUACUUGGUAGGCUAGCCCAUCCUCUGAAUAACCACUUGGUAGGCUAGCCAAGCCAGAGAAUAGCCACUUGGUAGACUAGCCUAUCCAGAGAAUAACCACUUGGUAGGCUAGCCCAUCCAGAGAACCACAUGGUAGGCUAGCCCAUCCAGAGAAU
Molecule: messenger RNA, 1363 nt
Organism: Haliotis rubra (blacklip abalone)
Lineage: Eukaryota; Metazoa; Mollusca; Gastropoda; Lepetellida; Haliotidae
Product: gamma-glutamyl hydrolase-like
Exons: 9
Coding region: 111-1139 (342 amino acids)
Biological process (GO): tetrahydrofolylpolyglutamate metabolic process
Cellular component (GO): vacuole
Molecular function (GO): gamma-glutamyl-peptidase activity
Source: RefSeq, a predicted model, not a curated record